AUGCGGGAUAUUCAUGAGAUUGCCAAGUUGUUUCCUGGUUUAUAUGGUCAGCCAUCUGUAUCUGUUGUUCCUGACCAGAAUGCAGCAGCUUCGUCCAGACAGAAACUGAAGAUCAGUGUUGUUUUCUCUGGAGGGCAGGCACCUGGGCACAAUGUCAUCUCUGGACUGUUCGAUUACUUGCAGGAGCGUGCUAAAGGAAGUACGUUUUACGGGUUCAAGGGUGGUCCAGCUGGUAUCAUGAAAUGCAAAUACGUUGAGUUGAAUGCUGAAUACAUUCACCCUUACAUAAACCAGGGUGGUUUUGACAUGAUCUGCAGUGGAAGAGACAAGAUUGAAACCCCUGAGCAGUUUAAACAAGUUGAAGAAACAGCAAAGAAGCUAGAUUUGGACGGAUUGGUAGUUAUCGGAGAGGAUGACUCCAACACCAAUGCUUGCCUCCUUGCUGAAAACUUCAGGAGUAAGACCUUGAAAACCCGAGUCACUGGCUGCCCCAAGACCAUUGAUGGUGAUUUGAAAUGCAUAGAGGUUCCUACUAGUUUUGGAUUUGAUACUGCUUGCAAGAUUUACACUGAAAUGAUUGGAAAUGUCAUGAUUGAUGCAAGGUCAACUGGAAAGUAUUACCACUCUGUACGACUUAUGGGUCGUGCUGCUUCCCACAUUAUGCUCGAGUGUGCCUUACAAACUCACCCAAACAUAACCAUUAUUGGAGAGAAAGUGUCUGCGCAGAAGCAGACUUUGAAGAAUGUCACGGAUUACAUGGUAGAUGUUAUCUGCAAGCGUUCUGAACUUGGUUACAACUACGGUGUUAUUCUGAUUCCAGAAGGUCUGAUCGAUUUUAUUCCCGAGGUCCAAGAGCUGAUCGCAGAACUAAAUGAAAUUUUGGCAAAUGAGGUUGUUGAUGAAAGUGGAGAGCGGAAGAAGAAGCUCGCUGAACAAUCUUUGAAGCUCUUUGACCUUCUACCUGAAGCGAUUCAGGAACAACUGAUACUCGAGAGAGAACCACACGGAAAUGUCCAGGUGGCCAAGAUUGAGACAGAGAAGAUGCUUAUUCAAAUGGUUGAAACUGAGCUGGAGAAAAGAAAGCAAGCUGGUUCUUACAAGGGACAGUUCAUGGGGCAGUCUCAUUUCUUCGGGUAUAAAGGAAGAUGUGGUUUGCCUACAAAUUUUGAUGCAACCUACUGUUAUGCGCUUGGUUAUGGCGCUGGAGUACUUCUCAACAGUGGGAAAACCGGACUGAUCUCUUCGUAACUGUAAUGGGCGCAUGUGGGGAACUUGGCUGCUCCUGUGGAAGAGUGGACUGUAGGUGGGACUGCUCUUACAGCCUUGAUGGAUGUCGAGAGGAGACACGGUAAGUUCAAGUUUGUGAUCAAGCAAGCAAUGGUGGAGCUUGAAGGUGCACCGUUUAAGAAAUUCACAUCACUGCGCGAGGUAUGGGCUUUGAAGAAUCGAUACAUCAGCCCUGGUCCAAUCCAAUUCACGGGACCUGGUUCAGAUGCUCUCAGCCACACUCUACUUCUUAAACUUGGUGAUCAAUAAUCUCUGGAUUAACCAGUCUCUUUUCAUUUUCUUGAUUUUCUGCUUUCAUUGGAGACGCACAUUUGAUCUUUCUUUCUUAUCUUGGAAAGUCUACAUGUUACGGUUAAGCUUUCACCACACUAGAUGUUGUCUUCCCCUUCUGUUCUUUUACAUAUAAUAAUAUCAUAAUGUGGAUGACAUAGUCUAAAAU
Brassica napus (rape) is the source of this 1726-nucleotide messenger RNA. Its product is annotated as pyrophosphate--fructose 6-phosphate 1-phosphotransferase subunit beta 1-like. The transcript has 15 exons. Gene Ontology annotation, biological process: fructose 6-phosphate metabolic process; glycolytic process; response to glucose. Lineage: Eukaryota; Viridiplantae; Streptophyta; Magnoliopsida; Brassicales; Brassicaceae. The record is from RefSeq and is a predicted model, not a curated record. Gene Ontology annotation, cellular component: cytosol. Gene Ontology annotation, molecular function: diphosphate-fructose-6-phosphate 1-phosphotransferase activity; 6-phosphofructokinase activity; ATP binding.